Messenger RNA from Fonsecaea erecta, 1956 nucleotides. RefSeq lists its product as hypothetical. NCBI's taxonomy places the organism in Eukaryota, Fungi, Ascomycota, Eurotiomycetes, Chaetothyriales, Herpotrichiellaceae. Bases 1 to 1956 code for a protein of 651 amino acids. Gene Ontology annotation, biological process: SRP-dependent cotranslational protein targeting to membrane. Gene Ontology annotation, molecular function: 7S RNA binding; protein binding; ribosome binding. The record is from RefSeq and is a predicted model, not a curated record. The transcript has a single exon. Gene Ontology annotation, cellular component: signal recognition particle, endoplasmic reticulum targeting.
AUGUCCGCCUCACUCCCCUCCACUCUGUCCUCCCUCCUCAAAAAGUCGACCCUCGAAGACCACGAGCAAAUUCUCUCAGAAUGCAAUAAAGCCUUGAAGUCCACAAAGGGCCCUGACUUGGAAACCCAACAUGUCAAAAUUGUGGCUCUGUUGAAACUCGAUCGUUACGAGGAUGCCGUGAAACUCAUUGAAGACACAGCCGGGUUGAAGAAGAAGGUGGAACUAGAAUAUGCGUAUGCUUUGUACAAGACCGGCCGUUUAAAAGAAGCUGCAGAGCUGGCAGCUACGGUCAAGGGGAGAGGGGCACAACACAUCGAGGCACAAGCUCGAUACCGUCUUGAAGACCCGAGCAUCCCUUCGGAACUUUACAAGCGAUUGCAACGCCAGGAGGUCGAUUCGGAGCAAUACGAUUUAAAAGUGAACCAGGGUGCUAUUGAUGCACAGGCGCAAUGGCUCGGUCUCGCUAAUCCACAAUCAAUACGAAGAGUUGGGAGAGAGGAUCUGGAAGCCUUUGAAACUGCGUAUAACGCCGCAUGUGGCAGCAUUGCGAGAGGAGAAUAUGCCCAAGCCGAAGUUCUCCUCAAGCGGGCAAAGGAACUAUGCAAGCACUCGGACGAUCUUACAGACCAGCAAAAGGCCGACGAGCUGCUCCCUAUCUCUGUCCAGCAGUUGUUCGUGCUGCUAUGUUUGGGCAAAACAGUGGAAGCAGAGAGCCUGGCUGGUGAAAUCAACGCCGCGGACGCUUCAGACCUUUCAACCCGUCAAGUCGGCCAGAACAAUGUUUUACUGACUACGUCUGUGUUCAAUCCAUUUGUCGCCCACAAGACCUUCCAUGCGACUCCAAACAUCCCACCGAAUGACAGGCUUUUCUCGUAUCAGAGUGUCCCUCUGGAAUCCAACAGAAUUACCAUCGAUCUGCAGACUUUCAAAUUCAAUGGCGUUGUCUCAUCUACAUCAAAGGCCAUCAAGGAUCGCAUUUCUCCCUCACUCUCACCGGAUGUCCUGCUCGCAUCCUUUUUCAAUGCUGCGGCUUAUGCCAAGAAUGAAGCGGGUAAGGCUGCCAUCCGAAAGAUAUUGCCGGUGCUUGAGAAACGGCCAAACGACAUUGGGUUGAUAGUCACCCUGGUUCAACUGUACGUGAUGAGCGGAAACACGACCUCCGCAGUCGAAUUGGUCGAGACGUUGUUCAAGAGAUUGGAGAACUCUGCCGUCUCGGGAGAGCAAGAUGUCAGAUUCAACCCUAUGCUCGUGAGUCUUAUGAUAUGUUUGUAUAAGACACGGGGUCAGAGAGACCAUGUCAAGCAGGAACUUGCCAAGGCCGCAUUAUAUUGGCGGACCAAAUCCAAUGCACCAACGACUUUGCUCAGAGCUGCAGGGGUGUCACUUUUGGAGUCACAAAAUCAGGAGGAUGCGAAGCUAGCAUCCGACAUCUUUACUAAGCUUCGCGAGCAACAACCAGAUGACAAGGCUACAAUCGCCGGUUACGUGGCGUCACAUGCCUGGGAUGACGAGGCUGUGGCUGGAGCAGAUACCGAUAAGCUGACUGCCACGUCUGAGCUCAUUCGCAACAUCGACGUCGACCUCUUAGAGAAGACGGGCAUUCCGCAGUCGUCGAAUGCUCUCACAAUAGCACAAUUGAGCCGGACAAAGAAACGGGGCGCUCCGGAGGGUGGCAACCUCAAACCUAAGCGUAUUCGGAAAUCGAGAUUACCGAGGGACUAUGAUGAAAGCAAGAAACCGGAUCCUGAGCGGUGGCUGCCCAUGAGAGACAGAAGCUAUUAUCGCCCUCCUAAGGGGAAGAAGAAAGGCAAGCGAGGAGGGGGUAAUGAUGAUCGAACGCAGGGCGGCGCUGUGGAUGAAUCUUUGGAUGUCGACGCAAGGCCCGGUGCCGCCACAGUUGUUACAGCCUCAGCGGGGGGUAGCAACAAGAAGAAGAAAGGGAAAGGGAAGAAAUGA